Triticum turgidum subsp. durum (durum wheat) is the source of this 600-nucleotide messenger RNA. NCBI's taxonomy places the organism in Eukaryota, Viridiplantae, Streptophyta, Magnoliopsida, Poales, Poaceae. The record is from the annotation of a GenBank genome assembly.
AUGAAUGAGGAUCUGAUGCACGCACUCAUAUAUUGUGUGCACGCCAAAGCUUUCUGGAUAGCAGCGAGGGAUCGGUUUGAAUUUUCACUUCCGAGACUUCAUCCAGUUUCUUGGGCUAGAGAUAUCUUGCUCGAUGACAUGUUUUCUGGCGACAUAAGGUUCAAGAUUAUUACCAUUAUGCACUCCAUAUGGACCUCACGGAACCACUGGACACAUGACAGGGAUGGUUAUGACCCUGUUCAGGCGAUCAAAUGGGUGCAUGAAUCGUUGACAAUAUUGGAAUUGCCAGCAAGUAAAUCUAAGCUUUCUCCCAUGCAGUGUUGGCGGCCACCGGACGUGGGGUGGGUGACAAUCAACACAGAUGGUGCGAUCAAUUCCGACGCUAUGAAAGGUGGAGCAGGUGGUGUUGCUCGCUCGCACCUAGCGUUCCUAGCAGCAUGGAGCAAGUCACUGCCCGGCGUGACAGACCCCUUCAUUGCCGAGCUCAAAGCAUUCCGGGAGGGAGUGAUCUUCGCCAACCUCCGUGGAUACUCACAUGUGGUCAUGCAGGUCGACUGCCUUGAGUUAGUCAACCUAUGGCACUCGCGAGACAAUACGUGA